CGGCUACGUUACUAGCUAGCACCCAGGCUAAGCUAUGAGCUAAAUUGUUGGCAGCUAGCAAAGCUAUGCAUGUGCAGAGAAAUAAGUGGUAGUUCAAUUGGCUUUAGCUAGUAAGCUAAAGACAAAAGGGUUACUUAGGUGUUGUAUUCACAGGGAAGUCACACAGCUGUUAAGAAGUGUGAAUAGCAUUUUUUUAAAAACACUGAAAUUACGUUUUUUUUUAAUGUAUUUGUAGCAGCUAGCUAGCGACAUAUCUUUAAGGCUAGUGUCGCUAUAACCAGUAUGUAAGUUAACGUUACUCUGUGAAAUAACAGGUUGUACUACUAACAGUGUGAGUGUGCAGUCCUCCUUGCCAAGGAAGGAGAGGCACCAGGGACCAUGAGCGAGAAUGGCCCUCAUACGGAGGCGUCCAUGUACUUUGAGGUAGAGGUGGAUCCCCUGGAGCGGGAUGAUGAAGAAGAAGAAGACAAGAUCCACUUUGACAAAGACGAUCGCCUGAUCGCUGAGCCUUCGUCAUCCUCCGGUCGGGUGUACGACCGCACUACAGUGCUCAUUGAGCGGGACCCCAUUCGGUUGGAUGAGGAGGGCGAGGAGGAGGGUCACUGCGGAGGUGACGAAGAUGGAGUUACCUUCCUAACGGAAGGGGAAGGUGAUGGAGAUGAGGAGGAGGGCUCUCUGGCCUUUAUUGCCGACCCUGAUGGCAUGUCACAGGGUUAUGUGCACCACACCAUUUCUCCAGACCAGAUCCAGUUCACAAUAAAUCCAGGCUCCACCCCAAUGCCACGCAACAUCGAGGGUGCCACACUCACCCUGCAUUCUGAGUGUCCAGAAACCAAGCAAAGAGAGGUGAAGCGCUACCAGUGCAUGUUCGAAGGCUGCACAAGGACGUACAGCACGGCGGGAAACCUGCGAACACACCAGAAGACCCACCGGGGGGAAUAUACAUUUGUGUGUAAUCAGCAGGGCUGUGGAAAGGCCUUCCUCACCUCUUACAGUCUCAAGAUCCAUGUCCGUGUACACACGAAGGAGAAACCGUUUGAGUGUGAUGUGCAAGGCUGCGAGAAGGCCUUCAACACCCUAUACAGACUAAAAGCACACCAGAGACUUCACACAGGCAAGACAUUCAACUGUGAAUCGGAGGGAUGCACAAAGUACUUUACCACUCUCAGUGACCUGAGGAAGCACAUUCGCACACAUACUGGGGAGAAGCCAUUCCGGUGUGACCACGAUGGCUGUGGCAAAGCUUUUGCUGCAAGUCACCAUCUAAAAACCCAUGUACGGACACAUACAGGGGAGAAGCCAUUCAACUGUCCCAGUGACGGCUGUGAGAAGACUUUUAGCAGCCAGUACAGUCUGAAGAGUCACAUCCGGGGCCACGACAAAGGACAGCCCUUCAGCGUCACCCUCACCCACCCGCUGUCUGAAGAUGCAAAUCACUCGCUGUGCCUCAGUGACUUAAGCCUCAUCUCUACAGACUCAGAUCUACGAGAGAGCCUCCAUAAUGCGCAGAAUUUGGACCUCAACAAUGUGACCCCUGUGAAAAUAUUUGAGCUCAUGUUCCAGAGUCCAGAAAACAGUGUGAGCCAAGAUGACGCCCAUCCCAACGAGAGCCUUGCUGAAGCCUUCAGCCUAGACACCCCUACCCAGCCCGGAGUGACUGAUGCCUCGUCUCUUAUCUCUUUCUCUCUCAAUCCUACCUCCUGUACCUCUUCCUGUUCCCACACGACUUCAGUCAUGGAGGCUCCUUCCCAACUCAGUCAGAGCUCUUCCUCUCAGGCCUCCACACCUGCCUCUGUCACUGCUACUGUCACCUCCACACAGCCACCCCCUUUCAUGCAACUAACAGGGCCCCAGCAGAUCUCCGAUGUGCCUGCCCAGGCUUCUGUCCAAGCGCCAAACCAUGCCAACACCCAGCACUAUGUGGCACUGCCAUCAGCAUCAUUCCUGCAGCCGGAUAAUGCCACCCAGACAAGUCCUCUACCACCACCUAUCUCCGCUACUCCUCCAGUGGCUCCCGCACUGACCACCACAGCGCCAGGCUCGGCUGCUGUGUCUGUUGUUACAGCCACCACAACAGAUGCUCUGGCAGCUGUAGCUCAACCUGUGCCUUUGGCCAACAACCCUGUUCCCAAUUCUGGCCCUGGUCUGCCUCCCGCCCCUGCCACCAUCACCAUAGCACCAACCCAGAACCUGCUGCAGCCCAGCCUGGUCAUGUCUGACCAGAACCUACAGUGGAUCCUCAGCAGCGCCGCCAACAGCCAGCAGAAUCCAGAGCAAGCACAACAUCAAGGAGCUCCAAAAGUGGAAAAGGUUUUCUUCACUACAGCCAUACCAGUGGGAGGAAACGCUGGCAACUCAGUCCAACAAAUCGGCCUCAGCCUGCCGGUCAUCAUCAUCAAACAGGAGGAAUCCUGCCAGUGCCAGUGUGCCUGCAGGGACUCUGCUAAAGAUAAGAGUUCAAAGAGUGCCUCCUCCACCGUUUCAGCCCCAGCACAGCAGCAACCAUCAGAGGUCCCUCCCCCUCCCCCAAGGCCGCAGCCCCCAGAGCCUCCACACCAUCCCGCCACCUCAUCAUCGUCAUGCUGCCUCCCCGAGUCUUCCUCCAAGGUGGGUGAAGUGAGACAGGAGGCCCCUCCUCCUUCUUCUUCCUCCUCUUCCUCCUCAGUUCAGACUUUCUCCACAAUAGUAAGCAGCACUGCCACCAACCCCCCCUCAUCUGACGGGUUAGCCAAUAUGGACGUCUCGGACUUCCUCUCCCUGCAGAGCCCUGAGACAGCUGCCAACAUCGAGGCUCUGCUGCUUGUUGCUGAAGACUUCAACAUGGCCACUGAUGGCAAUCCUUAGAAGAGCUGCCUUCUGAGCUGCCAGUCUGGCACGCUGUCAGUCUGUUGCACCCACUCACCCACAGGCAUCAAUUCCACCCACAUCACGAGUCAUUCUCCUCAGUGACGCCUCUUCUUUUUCCCUAUAUAGUGCGUGCGUGCAUCGAACCCCCUGUACCUGCAGUGCAUUCUGUUCCGUGUGGCAUUGUGCAACAUAUAUACACAAACUAUGAAUACUUUUGCUGUUGAGUCUCUUUGCAGUAGUUGAGUUUUUAGAGACAGGAUUAGUUUGCUUAUUGAGGUUUAGCAAUGUUAAUGCUAAUUAAUGCAGGGAAAAGGCGAUAGAACCUUUUUGUUAAAACAUAAUCAAACUGUAUAUAAAAUCCCAUGAUAUCCACUCUGAAUUGAUCGAAUGAAACAAGUGAGUGUUGUCCAAGCACUGAAAACUUCAAGAGUUAAUUUUCCUGGCUUGAAGGUCACACACACCUGAGCAGGAAAACAAAACGUGUCUGUAUAUCUUUGUACUGUACUACAGGUCCUAACAAAUGCUUAAAGCUGGUAUGCAACUGACCAGAAUGCACUGUAUAUGAGAGGAAUUUGCUAUAACUUAAAAUAUAGCUCCCAGCAGAAAUUUGAAAGGGGUGGGCCACCCAGCCCCUCGUAUAGCUGUCAAAUAAAAUGAUUUCCUCGAUAUUUUUGUUUCUAGGAAGACUAGUUUAGUCCAGAAAAUGUGAUGUGAUGAUUAUUUUCUACUUCUUUUUGACAGUUAUUUACUAAUUGAGAAAAGAACGUGAUCAAAUCUGCCUGUGAAAUUAAGUCAGUAUCAUCAAAUAACUUGCCUAUAACUUAAACUAAUUUAAAAUUGUACAUGUUAAUUUAUUUAAAUGCUUGAUCCUUUCAUUAUACUAGUAAUACUAUUAUCUUCAAGAUAGCAGAAAAAAAGUCUUUUAUUAAUUUAUUCCAAUCACUUGUUGUAUUUUUAGUUGAGCUGUUUUUAUGUUACUGAAUUGCGUUUCUUUUAAGAACGUAAUGGGUUUUGCUAAAGUAUGAGAAAUGAGGCACCUAUAGAAGACUGCACAGUUGAGCAAAUUAUCCUCUAGGAUCUGCUUGUUUGCAAAAAUUGUCCACAACUAAACAGUAAGGAACUACUGUCAACAUCCCAUGUUUUAUAGGGUUGUGACCCUCUCAGGGAUGCAUCAAGUCAUAACUGAUCCUGGUUCCCUUAAUUUGUUACUCAGACAUGCGUUUCCUUACCAGAUGCCCCACACUUGCAGUGGCCCUACGUUUUGCUGCACUCUUCCCCGUUUAUUGCACACAAACUUGUAAAGUGAGUAAUCUGACAGCUUGUUAGCUGAGGUGCAGCACCACUACAGACUUUUUGUAUACAACUGCUGUAAAGUAGCAUUUAAAAGAUGGUGUCCUGGCGACAGUGUAAAUAGAGUACAUUUUAGUGUAAACAUCUUUGAGAAACUUGUAGAUUACUCUAGAAUUUGUAUUUUUGUAUAGACUAUUGAAUUACUAACUUGCAGAGUUUGGAGCGAAUGCACCUAUCCUCGCAUUUCUUCCCGCAGUCACAUUUAUGCAGGAGAGUUUUGAGUUUUUGCUGUGUUUAGUUGAAUAGUUCUACAAGCAGCUGGGCUUCUGUACAGUCCCCCAUAAUAACAAAAUAUAUGUAACACAUAGCCUCCUGCUCAGAGUAUAAUUUAACAGUAUUGUUUCACAUGGGACAUAAUGCAAUGACAAUAGCGCGAUGGCAUUAGCCCCGUAUAUUAGAGUGUAGAGCUACUUGGCCUUACAACAUAACUGUUCUAUGAGCCUCCUUGCCUUGACAGUCUCUGCUUCAGACGUGCCGUUGACAUGCCGACACACUCAUCUUCAUUGAGUCUCAGGCAAACGCUUCCAGCAGCAGAUCACACUGAGGCAAAAGCAUUGACACAAUUUUUUUUUUUUUGCUAGAUAGGUUUUGUUUUCCAGCUAUAGCGUAUGGAAAGUCAUUAAUGGAUAUGCAGCUCUGCUAAAAAAAAAUAUAUAUAUAUAAUCAGCUACAUAACUGAUGCAGAUGAUGUGAUUUUACAUAGUAGUUCCAGUGUGUAGGAUCAAAACAACAUGCAUGUCAUAACUCGUUUUUUCUUUUUGUUUUGUUUUUUUGCCAUAAUUUGCUGGAGUGGAACUUUUCCCUCAAUUCAAAGGUGCCAUAUAGGCAGUUAGUCAUGUUGCGAAAGGCUCCAAUCACACAUUUUGUGCUCGAAAACCAUUCCAGAUAUCCAGUAUCAGAUAUUAGGAGUGUCUCCAAAUCUGAAAUUGGCUCCAUUGAAUCACAAAAUUUUAUUUGUAAUAAUUCACUCACCAUUUCCCUGUUAAGGCACUAGGUGGGAUUACUGCCAGGAGUCACGCUCAUACAACCAUUAACAUAACAUCUUCAUACAUGCAUACUGUCAAUGAACACAACUAUGCAAUUUUUAAGUGUGGCAUUCACAAGUAUACAUACGUACUCCAAAAGUAAAAGAUUUACUCCUCCCUCCGUGACAUGAUAUUCUGCUACAACCUUACACGCAGAACUCAAGUGGCAAAAGUUGUCUUUCCAAUGCAUACACAUUAAGCGUUCUCCAUCAUAUUCAACAUUUACAUUUGGAGUGGUGUGAACCUGGGCUGUUGUAGUGUGUUCAAGUACUUGUUCCCCAUGAAUGUUGCACCACAGCUUUCCUUUUACAUGCUGUUUUGCCUCUGAGGUAACUGGUUUAAAACCAACUGGAUUUUGUUUUGAAGGAGUAUUUAGUUUAUGAUUCUGUUUUAAGAAUUAUUUUUUUUGGUCAAAUGUACGCAGCUUUUCCUUAUUUUUACACUUUAUGGGUUUCAUUUGGGCUUGCUACAUUUAUCUAAUCAUCUCAGCCUUUUACAUUCAUAUUUGACAUGUGGAUAAUUUGUCAGCUCAUCUUCACCAAUGAAAGUCAAACUUAACAGCUGCCGAUAUUUGUUGUAAUCAAUAAGCAGAGAAAAUGGUUUUUGACUUCUGGUCCUGGUUUGUUUUUUCUGAAGUUUUACCUGAAACGGCAGCGUCAGCGAAUCACUGAUGGUGACAUUUGUUUGGAAGCAGAUGGUUUGAAUGCAAAAUGUAUAGGUAGAGUGGUUUUGGAAAUUGAGACGUUUUUCCAAAUGGGCAAUAUUUAAAAGAAAAAGAGGAAACUAUAUGCUUCCAAAGGGAUGUCUUGACACCCAAAGAGCGAGGAAUUAAGGAUUUGUAUUUUUUCAAAGAAUGUAUAAUGUGAAAAUGUUUGCUUAUGCUUGUUUCGUAUAAAGUAAUAUGAUAACUUUCUGAAAUGAGAGCAAUAUAAUACUAAUAAAACCUUAUCCUUGUCACUGAAA
Messenger RNA from Thunnus maccoyii (southern bluefin tuna), 6185 nucleotides. It is a transcript of the gene mtf1, whose product is annotated as metal-regulatory transcription factor 1. Bases 379 to 2844 code for a protein of 821 amino acids. Gene Ontology annotation, biological process: positive regulation of transcription by RNA polymerase II; central nervous system development. The record is from RefSeq and is a predicted model, not a curated record. The transcript has 11 exons. Gene Ontology annotation, cellular component: nucleus. Gene Ontology annotation, molecular function: DNA-binding transcription activator activity, RNA polymerase II-specific; RNA polymerase II cis-regulatory region sequence-specific DNA binding. Lineage: Eukaryota; Metazoa; Chordata; Actinopteri; Scombriformes; Scombridae.